ACCGGUUGACAGGGGAUGCUUACUCCUCCUAGCUACCUGAUCCAACCUCUGGCAUAUCCAGUUCCGAAACAUCGAAGAUAUUUUCAAUUUCCUUGGCCGGAGUCAGCGUCUUCAAAAAAGGUUAAAGUUGAGAUAUUUCAAGAUCCUUCUAACAUUUCUAGGAAGGACACAAAACUUUCAACAACUGUUCAAAAUCCAGGUGCACAGAUGAAAAGUUCAGAGCAUUCGUUUCCAUUCAACGAUUUAGUGAUACUUUGCAAUCGUAAAGUUACAACAUGCAAGAAAGUAUUGAUGGAUUUCAAGAAUAGAUAUUCUGUUUCAAAUGAGCUCCAAUGGGUAUCCAAUGCCCAGGAUGUCAGGGAUGUUAAGAAAGGUGUUCUGGUUUGCUUGAAAAUAUCCCGUUUGACAGAUGACAUAACAGAUGCUAUAAAAAUGGUCGAUCUUUCAGAUGCUGAAACAAUUUUCCUCGUCAUUAUACAUACGGUUGAACCAGGUAUAGAAGUGGAUACUUCGUUCUUGUCGCGAGAUUCUAGAAUAGAUGUUGCUCACAUUGUGUAUAGCGAGAAUUGUGGUUGCUAUGACUGUCCAGAAAACAAGAGCGCAAUUUCAAAAUUGAGUUCAUGGUUCAAGUCUUAGACGUGGAUGUUAUGUACUAAUAUCAGAAUCCUACUUUACACUGUACACUGCUACACUUUGAAACUGUUGACAAGAAUGAGAUUAAUGUAAUCUCGGCAUUUCUGUUGAAAUAAAAUCCUAUUCAGACGCAA
Messenger RNA from Ostrea edulis (European flat oyster), 767 nucleotides. RefSeq lists its product as uncharacterized. The coding region runs from base 16 to 636 and encodes 206 amino acids. NCBI's taxonomy places the organism in Eukaryota, Metazoa, Mollusca, Bivalvia, Ostreida, Ostreidae. The record is from RefSeq and is a predicted model, not a curated record. The transcript is spliced from 5 exons.